AUGUUCUAUUGGGGCGAGCGCGACGGCCUUGACCUGGGCAUGCGGCGCGCCGAGGCGUUCAGCGUGCUGGUCGGAUCCCAGGUGGCCUAUUUCGUCAACUGCCGCUUCCUCAAGGCGUCCACGCUCCACCCCCGCGUGCUGCACGGCAACCGCAUCGCCUACGCGUCCAUAUUCUCUACCCUCGCCCUUGUGGUCUUCCUGGUCUACACCCCGGGCGUCAACGCCUUCUUCCACCAGGCCCCCAUGAACGGCAUCCAGUGGGCGCGCACCAUCUGCUGCAUCGCCGCAGUCUACCUGAUCGUGGAAGCUGAAAAGGCGGCCGUGGAUCCCAUCGUGAUGCCCGUGCUGCGCCCCGCCAUGUCUUGGAUGGAGGCGCGCGUCCCGUCCUGGCUGUCCUUUGAUUGGUCCCCCGAGCGCGCGCGCCGCGCGGCCGCGGCGCUGUGCGCGGCCCCGAAGGUCAAGACGGGCCCGCUGCACCGGCGCAGCGCCGUGCGGCGCGUGGCGAGGGGCGGGAGCUUCCUGGCGGCCGGGCCGGGGGGGGCGCCGGCGCCGGCGCCGAGGGGCGGCGCGGUGGGGGAGGAGGCGGCGUGA
Messenger RNA from Monoraphidium neglectum, 591 nucleotides. RefSeq names its product cation transporting ATPase. The record is from RefSeq and is a predicted model, not a curated record. The coding region runs from base 1 to 591 and encodes 196 amino acids. Lineage: Eukaryota; Viridiplantae; Chlorophyta; Chlorophyceae; Sphaeropleales; Selenastraceae. The transcript has 3 exons.